Messenger RNA from Lodderomyces pseudojiufengensis, 2523 nucleotides. It is a transcript of the gene RAD54, whose product is annotated as DNA-dependent ATPase. Gene Ontology annotation, cellular component: nucleus. The record is from RefSeq and is a predicted model, not a curated record. The transcript has a single exon. Gene Ontology annotation, molecular function: hydrolase activity, acting on acid anhydrides; ATP binding; ATP-dependent chromatin remodeler activity. Gene Ontology annotation, biological process: double-strand break repair via synthesis-dependent strand annealing; reciprocal meiotic recombination. The coding region runs from base 1 to 2523 and encodes 840 amino acids. NCBI's taxonomy places the organism in Eukaryota, Fungi, Ascomycota, Pichiomycetes, Serinales, Debaryomycetaceae.
AUGGCUGUUAGAAAACCAUUAACUAAAUUCACAACACCCUUGGGGUCAGGAGCAGGAGUACCCAAAGAAAAACGACCUCCAAAAGUUUUAGAUUCUGAAUCACGACUAGCAAAACCAUUUAAAGUUCCUUUUAAAACGCGACUGGAAACAGUAGGUGGAAUUAUAUCAAAUAGACCAGUAAGAUCCAGUAGGAAAAGAACAAAUUAUGCAAUUGAUGAUUUAGAAAAUCAACAAACUGACCAAGAUGAUGAUUCAAAUGUAAAUGAAUUUGGUGAAGUUAUAAGAGUUAAAAAAUUUGGUGCUUUAUUACCAAGAUCAAUGAAUCAAUUGAAUAUGAAUAAUAAUGAUAUUAAAUUUAAAAGAUCAUUUACCGUACCAUUUAGUAAGAAUAAUACAAAACAAAAUGAAUUUAAUAGAGCUCCACCACCUCCAUUAGGUACAAAAAUUAAACCAAUAUUACCUCCUCGUGCAUUACAUGAUCCAAUGUCUGAAUUUGCAAUAGUAUUAUAUGAUCCAACUGUCGAUGUUAUACCUAAAAUUGAAGAACUAGAAGAAAAAAAUCAAGAAAUUCAACUGAGUCCAACAACUGAACCAGAAAAUUCAUCAGACAAUACUCAACCACCUUUGAAAAAGAGAAAACAUCAUAAAUCAUUAGCUGAAAUUUUAGGGAUUGUUAAAAAUCCUGAAGAUCAAUUAGCUAAAUUCCCCAAUGUUCCAGUUGUAAUAGAUCCAAAAUUAGCUAAAAUUUUAAGACCUCAUCAAAUUGCUGGGGUACAGUUUCUUUAUAGAUGUACUUCAGGUUUAAUAGAUCCAAGAGCAAAAGGUUGUAUUAUGGCUGACGAAAUGGGAUUAGGUAAAACUUUACAAUGUUUAACAUUAAUGUGGACUUUAUUAAAACAAUCUCCUCGUGGUAGGAAAACUAUUGAAAAAUGUAUAAUUGUAUGUCCUUCUUCAUUAGUUAGAAAUUGGGCAAAUGAAAUUAUAAAAUGGUUAGGUGAAGGUGUAUUAACUCCAUUAGCUGUUGAUGGGAAAAGUACAAAACCAAAUGAAUUAGGUACUGCUUUACAACAAUGGUCAACUGCAACAGGAAGAAAUAUAGUUAGACCUGUUUUAAUUAUUUCUUAUGAAACAUUACGUAGAAAUGUUGAUAAAUUAGCAGGAACAGAAGUUGGAUUAAUGUUAGCUGAUGAAGGUCAUAGAUUAAAAAAUGGUGAAUCAUUAACUUUUACAGCAUUAAAUUCUUUAAGAUGUGAAAGAAGAGUUAUAUUAUCCGGAACUCCUAUACAAAAUGAUUUAUCUGAAUAUUUUUCAUUAUUAAAUUUUGCAAAUCCUGGAUAUUUAGGUACAAGAAAUGAUUUUAGAAAAAAUUUUGAAAAUUCUAUAUUAAGAGGUAGAGAUGCUGAUGCUACAGAUAAAGAAAGAGAGAAAGGUGAUGCAAAAUUAAAUGAAUUAUCAACUUUAGUUUCUAAAUUUAUUAUUAGAAGAACUAAUGAUAUUUUAUCAAAAUAUUUACCUAUAAAAUAUGAAUAUGUUUUGUUUACAAGUUUAUCACCAAUGCAAAAGAAAUUAUAUCAUCAUUUUAUAACAUCACCAGAAAUUAAAAAAUUAUUAAAAGGAAUUGGAUCACAACCUUUAAAAGCUAUUGGAAUGUUAAAAAAACUUUGUAAUCAUCCAGAUUUGUUAGAUCUACCUGAUGAUUUAGAAGGUUGUGACCAUUUGAUACCAGAAGAUUAUCAAUCAUCAAUAUCAUCAACUGGAAGAAAUAGAGAAAUUCAAACUUGGUUUAGUGGUAAAUUUAUGAUUUUAGAAAGAUUUUUACACAAGAUUAAUUCUGAAACUAAUGAUAAAAUUGUUCUUAUAUCAAAUUAUACUCAAACUUUAGAUUUAAUUGAAAAAAUGUGCCGUUUUAAAAAAUAUGGUUGUUUAAGAUUAGAUGGUACAAUGAAUAUAAAUAAAAGACAAAAAUUAGUUGAUAAAUUUAAUAAUCCUGAUGGAUCAGAAUUUAUAUUUUUAUUAUCAUCAAAAGCUGGUGGGUGUGGUAUAAAUUUAAUUGGAGCAAAUAGAUUAAUUCUAAUUGAUCCAGAUUGGAAUCCAGCAUCUGAUCAACAAGCAUUAGCAAGAGUUUGGAGAGAUGGUCAAAAAAAAGAUUGUUUUAUUUAUAGAUUUAUAUCAACUGGUACAAUUGAAGAAAAAAUUUUUCAAAGACAAUCAAUGAAAAUGUCAUUAAGUUCUUGUGUUGUUGAUGAAAAAGAAGAUGUUGAAAGAUUAUUUAGUUCUGAUAAUUUAAAACAAUUAUUUCAAUAUCAACCAAAUACUCAAUGUGAUACUCAUGAUACUUAUAAUUGUAAAAGAUGUAAUUUUGAAAAAGGUCAAUUUAUAAAAAGUCCUGCUAUGUUAUAUGGUGAUGCAACUACUUGGAAUCAUUUAAAUCAUAAAGCUUUAGCUAAUAAUGAAGAUAGCUUGAUAGCUGGUGAAUCACAAUUUAAUGAUAUUUCUUUUGCUUUUCAAUAUAUAUCUCAUUGA